AUGUCACAUAAUGCUUCCACCAUAACAAGUGUCUCGCCUGCAAGAAUGGACACUCCAGAAGCUGUGAAGGUAGGCACACGAGGCACGGUAGGAUCACUUAUCAGGAAAGAGAUGGAUUACUAUAGUGAACUUGAAAGAAACCUUGUUCUGUCGAAAAAUAAUAUGGUGGAUAAGUCUUGUGGACCUGGUGUUGGCAAGUCAUGCUUUGUAUGGAACAGAGGUAAGAAGAAAAGAAGGGGCAGGUUUCUUCCUAGCUUGUGUUCUGUUUCUAAAGUUGCAGAUCCCCAGCAACAGUUGGACUGUCUUGCAAGUUUCAGUUACAUGAACCUUAAAGCUCAAGCAAAGGAAUAG
Molecule: messenger RNA, 351 nt
Organism: Daucus carota subsp. sativus
Lineage: Eukaryota; Viridiplantae; Streptophyta; Magnoliopsida; Apiales; Apiaceae
Exons: 1
Coding region: 1-351 (116 amino acids)
Source: RefSeq, a predicted model, not a curated record